Messenger RNA from Gambusia affinis (western mosquitofish), 1706 nucleotides. Its product is annotated as dynein regulatory complex subunit 4-like. The record is from RefSeq and is a predicted model, not a curated record. Gene Ontology annotation, biological process: flagellated sperm motility. Gene Ontology annotation, molecular function: small GTPase binding; microtubule binding. Gene Ontology annotation, cellular component: Golgi apparatus; microtubule; motile cilium. The transcript is spliced from 11 exons. NCBI's taxonomy places the organism in Eukaryota, Metazoa, Chordata, Actinopteri, Cyprinodontiformes, Poeciliidae. The coding region runs from base 114 to 1433 and encodes 439 amino acids.
GUUGUUGCUAUGGAAACCUUAGUGUAAACCACUGGAUUUGUACCUGCUGGCCGCUGUUGUUUAUCUUAAAAACAUAAUCCCUUACCGUCAUCGUUAUCGACUCUAAACGAAUUAUGCCGCCCAAAAAGGAUGAAAAGAAGAAGAAAAAGGCGGAAGCGAAGCCCCCUAUCCUAAUAAAUGGCCUCACAAAGGAUGAGAUAUCGAGGGAGCAGAUAGAAGAGCAUGUGGUGCAACUUCGUGAGGUGCUGGACAGAGAGAGGGAGGAGAGGAAUUACUUCCAGCUGGAGAGAGACAAGAUUCAGUCCUUUCGGGAAGUUUCUGACAGAAAACUAGCGGAGGUUAAGGCUGAACUUAAAAACCUGGAGAAGGCCAUAGAAGAUGAUGAGGCACAUCACCUAGUGGGAAUUAAGGUCUUUAAACAGAGGAUGAAGCACCUCCUGUGUGAACACCAUAACACAGUCACUGAGCUGGAAGCAGAUAUUGUAACCUCAACCGAUGUGCUGGAGGAUGAGCAGAGUCAACUGGAGGCAGAUCUGUAUAGGGAAAUGAUGGGCAUCCUGGUUGAGAUGCAGGAGUCCAGCUGUGAAGACGUUUUUAAAGAGCUUCUGCUGAAACAUGAAGAAGAAAUGACUGCAGCUAAAGAGAAGUGGGAGAGACUUCUGAAAGAAACUGCGGUCAAAAAUAAGACGGAGAUACAAGAGCUGGAAAAGGAACACGACUACAUAAUGAAGAGUGUGACAUGUGAGCGAGAGCUGCUCUGGAAGAGCCACUUUGGGAAUCUUAAUGAAGACAUUGACAGAUGCAUAAGUGACGCAAAAGAUCUUAUUAGUAUGCUGAGCAAAGAUACAGGCAGAGAGAUCACAGCUCUUAAGGAAUGCAGAGAUAAAAAGGUCUUGGAGCUGAUGACGAUGAAAGACGAAUUUUUUGCACUUUUGAAAGAAAAUAAAGAAUUUGCAAAGCGUGUUGCAAAAACCGAGAAUGAAUAUAGCCGUCUUGAAAGGAGAUCAAAAUCCUUCUCACAGUCAGAGAAAAAUUUAACAAUUCCUCAAAAAGCGAUCCUGAAAGACAAGAAGACGGAGUUUGAAGACUUGCAAGAGCAAUUCAGCAAGCUUCAGAUUGAGGUGGAGGAACUGCAAUCGUCUGUUCCUACGAAAAUUGAUAUUGCGCAGAAACAAGCAGAUCUGUCUCUCGGGCCUCUGGAGGACGAGCUAAUGGCUCUGAAUGACCAUGUGGAGAAGGUCCAGACUCAGCUCCACACCUUGAUCUCAGCCCCUAACGUGGACCAAACUGCUGUCACUGAAAUCACUCACAAAGUCGCGAAAGAACUGGAGAUCAGAAAUUCAGCUAUCAAGAACCUGAAGCAUAAAAGAUACCUGAUAUCAACGGCCCACACUGCCGCACUAGACAGGGCGGAGGGCGUCAUCGUGAUGUAAAAAAGAUCUGGAAGAGCCCUUGAUUUCCCACACAAGUUGCUAGAUUAUAUCUGGUCAGAUCUUAAAUUUGUUCAUUCUAUUUUUUCUUGGUUUAAUUUUUAUUUUUAGUUACUCUUUGACAAAAGUAAAUAUUGACUUAGGGCAGGAAAUCACCUUAUCAGAAGGAAUUCAAAGCCAAACUUUCAUCCUCAUAUUGACCCCCUAAAACAGCUCUGUAACCAAAGCUACCCUGUUGUAGUUUUUUUUGGUGAAAUAAAUAAAAACAAAUCUUGC